This is a messenger RNA of Cotesia congregata, 426 nucleotides long. Lineage: Eukaryota; Metazoa; Arthropoda; Insecta; Hymenoptera; Braconidae. The record is from the annotation of a GenBank genome assembly.
AUGUGUUCGAGCACUAACUACCCUUAUAAUGAUUACUACUACCCCCUCCCCCCCCCCCUAUGGAAGACUCAAGGCUUCGCAUUUUACCAAACCAACUUUUUAUUUGGAGAUAUAUACAUCUCUUCACUCAUUCCUAUUCCAUGUGUGAUGAUUUUGAUGAGUAAUAAAGAUGAGGAAUGUUAUACUAACAUCUUCAGCUUUAUUAAGAAAAAAUUUCCAACAUUCACACCACAGUCAUACAUGUCAGAUUUCGAGAUAGGCCUUCACAAUGCGAUCGAACGUAUUUUUCCCGAAAUAAUGCCAAGGCACUGUUACUUUCACUAUGCGCAAGCCCUGUUUCGCAAAGCAAAAAAAUUAGGGCUAAUAUCAAAAAAAAAAAACCAAAAGAAUUGUACCAGAAAUUUUUAUAGUUCUCCAUUUAAUUAA